CGUAGUGACUACGAUAUACGCGCGGGCACUGUCGCCUACAUGCCCGCGUGGCGAUGGGUGCGGGAGGGAUUCCGAACGGAUCAUGGCUUGCAAAGCUGAAGGACCCGAUCCGAGUCGAGACGAUAGUGUCAAGGCGAUGACUUGCUCUCCAUUCCCAAUAUCCAUUGCCAACGUAGGCAACCGAUCCCAACUCAAUCGCUAGCUCGUCGUGGUGGCUCUCUAGGUCUACUAGGACUCUCUCCGCCGUUCCAGUCGUUUCGAGAGAUACCAAGGGAAUGAUGAGAAUUUACCGCUCUGACACCAUAGAGGUCUCUAAGGACCAGAACCUAACAGAGCUCCUUCAUUCCUCUGCCUACCCAGACCUUCCAGAAUCCCACCUAAUCGCGAAGGAUAGUCUCACGAACCGCAGUAUCACCAUCGGGAAGCUGCGCGAACGAGCAGCCAGGAUUGCAAAGGGAAUCCAGACCAAAUGCAACCCACCCGACCAAGCGCGCUGGGCCAUCAUCCUCCCCAACAGCGUCGACUUUCUCGAGGCCGUCCAUGCGAUCCUCUGGACUGGCGGCAUCUUCUGCCCCAUCAACCACGCCCUUAGAGCCGCCGAGAUCGGCCACGGGCUCGCCGUCUCACGACCGCACUUCGUCGUGGUCUACGGCGUAGUGCUGCCCACCGUCGAAGAGGCCCUUCAGGUCGCGAGGAAAGAGCUUGCGGACCGCGGUGUGAGCUGGGCACGGCCGCGUCUCAUGACGGUAGUCAGCCGAGCCAAGGAGCUCCCUCACUUCCCCGACGACUUCAUCGCGGAGGACCGGCUACUGGUCCCGCACUGGUCCGACACCGCAACGCGCGUCGCUUCGAUCCACCUGUCGUCAGGCACGACGGGCAAGCCCAAGGGCGUCGAGCUGACGCACCGCAACUUCGUCGCGAACUGCCACCAACUGCUCGCGCACGACCGCACCCAGUUCCACCCGCGCUCGCGCAUGGUUGCCUUCACGCCUUGGGCACACAUCGGCAUGACGACGCUGCCGCUCUUCCUCGGGCCCUACGCCGGCAUGCUGCACCACGCGAUGCCGCGGUACGAGCUCAGCGAGUUCCUGCGGCUCGUCGCCUCUGACCAGGCGACGAGCUUCCAGGGCGUGCCAUCUGUACUUCAGCAGCUCGCGGACCCAGCGCACGAUGACCUCGUCGCACGGCACUCCGAUCUCUCCCGCUCCCAGUUCAUCAACGUCGGCGGGCCGCUCCCCGCUGACCUCGAACGCCGCCUGCUUCGCCGCGCCCCCUGGCGCCUCGUCCAGGUCUACGGCAUGACCGAAGCCGCGGGCUACGUCGCCUACCAGCACACCGCGGACCCGCCGGCACCGCGCGGCGUCACCGGUCGCCUGCUCCCCGGCGUCGAGGCCUGUCUUAGGACCACCGGCGGCGGCACCGAUGCCCCCGAGGGCGGCCCCGGCGAAUUAUGGCUACGCGGGCCUAAUAUCGCGCGGCGGUACGCGUUCGACGAAGAGGCGAAUGCGCGCGCGUUCGGGCUCCCGAUGGCUAGAGGGGAGGAGCGGGGACGGGAAUCGGAGGAGGGGACACAGGGGUGGUAUAACACGGGGGACGUAUGCACGAUCGACGGCGCAGGCAGGGUCAGCGUGGUGGGGCGCACGAAGGAGCUCAUCAAGUAUAAGGGGUUCCAGGUGUCGCCGUCGGAGCUAGAGGCGCUAGCGGGGACGCACCCGGCGGUGGAGGCGGUCGGGGCCGGCGCGACGUGGGACGAACGGGGGCUGACGGAGCUGCCGACGGCGUGGGUAGUGCUGCGCGGAGGCCUCGCGGAGGCGCCAGAGGUGGAGCGGCGGACGACGCUGCGCGCGGUCCAGCGCCACGUCGAUACCCAGGUCAGCGGCUACAAGAAGCUGCGCGGCGGCGUCUGGGAGGUGCACGCGCUGCCCAGGAACGCGACCGGCAAGGUACUCCGCCAGGAGAUGGCCGCCAUGCGGGACGGACUCUGCUCGCUCGAUCCGGAGCCCAGGAAGGCGAUGUUGUAGGCCGGGAGGAAGAGAGGAAGGGGGCCUUGAAAUAGAAGUGAGCAGCGGGCGGUAUGCGCGAAGCCGUGCGGUUAUUCUUAUCGUUUCUGUCGCCGCGAGGCUCGUAUCGGCCCGGUCUACGCGUAGGCUGGAUGGCCUUUUUUUUUUCAAUGACUCCAGAGAAACCAGCGCGUCUUAUUUCUGCUAGCGGUCCACCUUCGACCGUCUCGACCACGUCCUCUAAUCGUGAUACUGUGAGGGGGGAGAUGUCGAAUCGACACGACCACGCUUAAGAGCCCAUAGGUUUUCACCCCGCGGUAGGCUUCUAGCCGCGGCUACUUCUAAAGGAUACGCACCUAUUACAUCCUCCUUAGCAAGUUUUCUCGGCUUCUCCUCGCGGCAGAUAUAAGUG
Molecule: messenger RNA, 2412 nt
Organism: Durotheca rogersii
Lineage: Eukaryota; Fungi; Ascomycota; Sordariomycetes; Xylariales; Xylariaceae
Product: AMP-binding enzyme
Exons: 2
Coding region: 276-2021 (581 amino acids)
Biological process (GO): secondary metabolic process
Molecular function (GO): CoA-ligase activity
Source: RefSeq, a predicted model, not a curated record